Molecule: messenger RNA, 4164 nt
Organism: Achroia grisella
Lineage: Eukaryota; Metazoa; Arthropoda; Insecta; Lepidoptera; Pyralidae
Product: focadhesin
Exons: 19
Coding region: 182-3826 (1214 amino acids)
Biological process (GO): regulation of post-transcriptional gene silencing
Source: RefSeq, a predicted model, not a curated record
AGAUUGAACCACGGAUAUCCAUCAUUCCCUCACGUUAACAAAUUUAAUUUCCCUUUGCCUUUCCUGAAGGAUAAAAGAAAAAAAAAAAAAUUGACAUUAUCAGCUGUAUUCAAACAACAUUUUCAAUGCUGUCCCGGCGCGUGUCAUUGUAAAUUUGAAGAAAUUGAAAGAAAUAAAAAAAAUGGAAGAAAUAGAAUACAAGUUAAAUACAAAGAACAGUGUUUUAAUCGUGAACGCAAUUGAUAAGUUAAUAUAUACAAUUAAAUCGAAGUAUAAAGUCAACCUUCGACAAAAGUUUGUAUUGGAGAAUGAGGAAUUGAAAUUUUUAAGAGAAAAGUGUACCUCCAAGGAGGCUACAGUGAGCUUGACCGCUUGCCAAGGCCUGUUGGCGCUGGUGGAGCUGGGUGUAUUAGAAAUUGGGCACACUAUGUCGACUGUUAUAACCUUACUACCUAGCGCACACAACCAUUCAGCAAUAAUUUCCACAAUGGCUGGCCUACUGAUUUUGGACCUGAAAUCUCGUCUUGUACCUGGACAGCCGUACAAGUGCCAGUUCUCUCUGAAAUCCCCCAAACAUCCGUUCAUAACGGUGCUGGAGAAAAAUAAGAAUGCAGAAGAGGAUGUACUUGUACAAAUGCAUGCAUUGUGCACACAUCCUGAUUAUAUAGUAUCAUCCAACAGCUUGGAACUUCUUCGUGCAGUUUUCAUAUGGCUGACGUGUAACCCCCAGCACAGUAGUGGCAUCAGGCCAUGGCAACUGCUGCUCAGUCUGCCUCAGUCCACUGCUCAGUCAACGUUACUUCUAGCUUGUCUCAGUUGUCAACAGGUAUGCAACCCGAGCCUGAUAGAGAAAGCUUUCGAGGCAUAUUCAGUGGUGACUGACGCGGCAGUGUACAGACAACAUACUGAGUACAUUGUGGCUCUACUACCAAUGUUGGCGCGAAUAUCAACCGAGCUUAUUAAACAUGGUCGAGAUCCACGCUCCUGCUACACACUAAUAGAUCGUUGCUUCGCUCUGGAUGCGCCGCAGUUGAGGAACGUGGCCGGCCUGGUGAUCGCACUGCUGGCUGAAAACCUCGCCAUCAGCUCCGCACUCCAUCUGCACGAACUCUUCAACUUGUGUCUUAAUAUUGUAAAUAAAUAUGAACACUCAACGAUAUCACUAAAUGCGUUCGUUGCGCUGUCAUUACAAUGGCUCAAUCUGCCCUCGUACCUCACGUCUGAAGCUCUGAAGAUAGCCUCCAAAAUACUCGACAUCUACCAAACAAGCACCAAAGACAACAGACUACACAUGCCCAACUUAAAAACUAAUAAGAUAUUCCAAUCAUUACUCUAUACGGACAGCCAUUUGUCUAUAACCUUCAAACUGAAUGAGACAUGGGAGAGAGUCAGAGAUAAUCCGGAUAAAUUGAAAAGUUGGUUUGAUUCUAUAGAAAAAGUAGAUGACACAUUUAAAUUUGAGUUGUUGCCGUUUCUACUCGGGGUGUGUUUGGAGAAGAGGAUGGAGGAUUGGUUUGAGGAGGUGGUCCUGAGGGCUUUGAGAGUGGUGGUGGAGUUGAUAGGAGUUAAGAAGGAGGUGUCAGUCAUGGUGCUACCGCUGUUAUUGUAUGAGAUAGCAAAUGUCAAAUCGCCAAGUAUAAAGUUGGAGUGUUUGAGAGCAUUACCGAAAUUAGCUAAAUAUAAGGAAAAUGUACCGACUGUAGUGUCUAUCCUGAGUAAGCUGAAGGCGGGCAAGGGAGCGCCAACAUCCUUCCUCAUUAUGUUAUAUGCGAGUUUAGCUGAAACACAGGUGCGUUGCUUCCCGUAUCUGCAAGAGAUACUGGCGGAAACUGGAACGGGGCGGCCUGACGAACUCAGCUGGGAAGUGGAGAUCGCUAGAGCCCUGGCCGUCGAGAGGAUAUGUGAAAUUAGGCCGUCGAGCCACGGGUUGGAGUUGGUGCCUACGAUAUCGUCGAUCCUGAACCGGUGCACGGAGCGUGGUGGCGGUGGCGGCGGUGGCGGCGGUGGUGUGGUGGGGUCUCGGGCGCUGCAUGCGCUGGGCUGCCUGUGGCGCGGCGCGGCGGUGGCGCCGCCCGGGACCUGGAGGGCCCUGGAGCCCAAGCUGGGGCCCGACCGCAGGCCCGCCAUGCAGAUCAGCUUAUGCAAGCUGCUGUCAGAAGUGCCAGCACUACGGGUGCAGACUCCUGAAUAUGACAAGUUACUGAGCGAUACAGCGAGGAAGCUAUGGUCUUACAUCGCUGAGUCCAACCACCCCGAGGUUGUUGAAGCGGCCUGUGACGCGCUUGCCGCUUACAAAAUAGACGAUUACAAGCUUAAAGAUGUACCAGAGAUAUAUAGAAGGACAGUGAAACUACCGGCGUCGUACUGCAAGACUCCCGCGGACGCAGCGAGGAAUCCCGAAGACGUUUUGGAUUACGUGCCCAGCGAGGUGUGGCCAGAGGUAUACAAAUACAGCAACCAGGCGGCACUCGCGGGCGUGGGUCGUCUGGCACGGCACUUGAUAGAGCGCGAGGUCCGCGGUCUCCGCAGCGGCGCGUACCAGCUGGACGGGCGUCUCGAGCCGCCGUUGCCGUCGCUGGCUGUCCUCCACCCGCACUCCGUGCUACGAGGGUUGCUGCACUGCUUCAGGACUCAGGUCACGUCCCCAUCCUUCGAAUUCCCUGAUGCAGUCCUCCUCUCUAUUCUGCACACCCUCAACGAGGACUACUGUAAGCCGUUCCCUCCGAUGGACCUGUGCUUUCUACAUGAGACCUUCCACCGUGGCACGUUAUGGCGGGCUGGCUGCAUCAAGUUGGCUGCCAGGCAAGCGCAGACUUCUCCAUCAGCGAGGAGGUUCCUGGAGAAUUAUCUGCAGGGCAUAGAUCCUGGCACUACUGAUGAUUCAGAAAUAAUGCAAGUAUUUGAUAUCCUACCGAUACUAUGCCGGGGACUGCCUCCAAAUUCACUGCGAGGACCCAUAGAACAGUGUCUCAGCGAAUCCUUCUCCACCACAAUCAGAGUGAAGAAAAAUGAGGAAGAAUGCAUGUUUGUUAAACAACUAGCCAUGAUACGGCAAUGCUUGGAGGCUGAGAGGAUACACGAUGCGAACAGUACGCUGUUAUCUCAGAUCGUGGAGCAUUACUUCUCACUAAUAUCGGACGAUAAUGUGGCAUGGCCAGCGUACGUGAACACUACCCGGUCACUGUCAUCCAAGUACCUGGAGAGGAUGACCUUGCCCAGCUCCUGGUGGGAGACGUCACCGGAACUGCUGCGGAAGGCGGCAGACGUGAGAUGCGCUGCAGCCUCCGCCUCAUCAUCUCUCGUGUGGCUCAACGAACUCAUAGAUGCGCAGGCGCAGGAUAUUACCGGACAAGAAUUCUCAUUAAAAUGUAUGAUGGAUCCACUAAAGGCUGCUAAACCUGACGAGCCUUCCACCAGGGAGUGGUUUCUCCAGCUCAUGGCUCGAACACAAGUGGCUUUCAAUGAAACGGUGGACAUAUCGGCAAAAGUGUAUCUAUGCGACGUGUUGAUAUUAAGCGUGGUGACGUUUUGUGGUCACUGGGCGCUGUGUCCUGAUGCUGUACAGCAGCUGACCGCCAACAGUCGGCGGGCGCUGCUGCCAGCUGCUUGUGCAGCGUUAUUCGCACGGGAAGCCUGGACCGACUGCACGGUGCAUAUGCUAGAAUGGCUGUACCACACCCGUGACUCAGUGGGUGAACCUGACACCGCGAUGUGGUGCCAGCGAGCUCUAUUGGCACUCCGCCAUUCGCACCACUUUGCCCAUCACAAGAUAUGGACCAGAUUAGAGAGCCACUUUGUUAAAAACGCAGUCGCCAUGGACAUAUGAUGUUGAAAAUAAAGAUUUAAAGGCAGAUUUCUGAAAUGGAUACGAGUGAUUCAAGGGAAAGUUUUAUAUGUACAAGACAUGCACAAAAUAGUAUUGUAAAGCUGGAAAAAAAUGAUAAAUCACCCGUGCGAAGGCAGAGUGGGUCGCCAGUCUUACGUGGAAGUUUGUGAGUGUGGAUAGACACGUUUUUUGUAAAUAGAAAACAUCAAGUCCAAUACCAGACAAAAUCAUGCAUUUAAGUACAGUGUAAUCUCACUAAUCCGGCACUAUUAAAAACUGGAGGGUGCCGGAUUAUUAGAAUGUUCGGAUUACUGGAUUAUACUGAAUAGAAUAGAAUA